Molecule: messenger RNA, 1667 nt
Organism: Clupea harengus (Atlantic herring)
Lineage: Eukaryota; Metazoa; Chordata; Actinopteri; Clupeiformes; Clupeidae
Gene: mvb12ba
Product: multivesicular body subunit 12Ba
Biological process (GO): regulation of epidermal growth factor receptor signaling pathway; virus maturation; viral budding
Cellular component (GO): late endosome; ESCRT I complex
Source: RefSeq, a predicted model, not a curated record
UGUCACUCAUAAUCCAUGAAUAGAAGUGAAACAGCGCUUGGUGCGCAGUUUGCGUUUUGGUGGCAGGCUUCCCUUGAUUCUCAUCAAAUGGCAGCCUCUGAUCGCAGCUAGUGCGCCAGGAUACAAAUGACACUUCAUUUGGAAGAACAACCCCAGAAAGAUGAGGAUUUUACAGUUGUGAUUCCGUAAGGAAACAGAAGAGGAUAAAGAAGAAUUAGUUAUCUUAACUGAGCUCAUUCUUGUGAGAUAAAAUUGUUGACCUCACUGGAAAUCCUCCGUGAUGCCAGAGGUACGGGACCUGUCAGACGCGCUGCCUGAGUUACCCAUGGAUCCGAUCACCGGGGUCGGGGUGGUUGCCUCCCGAAACAGAGCACCCACUGGCUAUGACGUGGUUGCCCAGACGACGGACGGGAUGGACGCUGACCUGUGGAAAGACGGCCUGUUCAAGUCCAAGGUCACGCGCUACCUGUGCUUCACCCGCGUCUUCUCCAAAGAGAAUAGUCAUUUAGGGAAUGUGCUGGUGGACAUGAAGCUAAUUGACAUAAAGGACACGCUGCCUGUGGGCUUCAUCCCCAUCCAAGAGACAAUAGACACCCAGGAGCAGGCGUUCAGGAAGAGGAGGCUGUGCAUCAAGUUCAUCCCACGGGACUCCACGGAGGCGGCCAUCUGUGACGUGCGCAUCCUGGGCCGAUCCAAGCAGGCCCCGCCCCAGUACACCUUCAUAGGAGAGCUAAACAACAUGGGGAUCUGGUACCGCAUGGGCAAGGUGCCCCGGGCCGAGGACUCCUCACCCAUGCUGAGCAACUGCAACACCAACGUGCAGCCCGCCUCCACCGCCAACAACACUCCUGCGCCCGUCAUGCCUAAGCACAUAUCCAUGACCCUCCCGGCCAGCUUCAGUCGCAAGAGCACCACCAGACCAGACUACGAACACCAGAACUCCAACCUGUAUGCCAUCUCAGCGAUGGAUGGGGUGCCCUUCAUGAUCUCCGACAAGUUUGCAUGUGCCUCCAAUGACUUACAGCAGGUGGACCUGAUGGGCAUCAACAUCAAAUCCCUGGCAGAGAUCGAGAAGGAGUAUGAGUAUAGUUUCCGUAUUGAGCACAGCGCAGCAGCCCGUCUGCCUCCCAGUCCCACGAGGACCACCAUGGGGGGCUCAGAGGCCUGAGCGACCUCAUCACCCCACCCCACCCCACCCCCAAACCCCUCCACCGAGCCCCCUGCAGGUAGAAGAGAAAGAGGAGGAGGAGGAUGAGGAGGAAGAACUACUGAGAAUGAGCCCACAGGGAGAGGGAGAGAGGGGACCGAUGCCCUCCUCCACAACCUUUCAUCCACUCAUCUAUUCAUUGUUGUGCCCACCCCUCUCUCCCUCAGUGAAUAUGAAAACCAUAAAACUCAGAAAUAAGUGAUCAGACAGCAGGAGGCCGCACUGCGGUGUUCUUUUGACACUUUCACUCGGGGGAAGUGAGAGGGCACCGCGAGCAGACCGAUUUCUGGAGCUCUGGCGACCGGCCCCGAGGUCCUCUUAGUCCUUGCUGCUGAUUGAUUCUGUGGAGAGGAGGAGUGAAGCAGCAGACUUUCUCUACUGCUGUUGAAUGGAAACCACUACACAACACUACAGAGCUAAAAGGGAUACCGAGAUGCUGAGGACCUCCAGCCAGAAAACA